AGCGCCAUGUAACUGAAGCAUCCAAAACAAGCGGGUGGCCGUGCAGCCGCCGGGGAUUUCUGUCAUGUAGGCUGGCAGAGAAGCGGAUUCAUCCUCGCCACUGACGUUUUUCUCUCAAUAGUCGCGUUCCCGCCUUUUCGCACUGGAUUUACUGAGGCCGUGAAAAACCAUCGCGCCGACGGGUAGACGCAUCUUGAAAGUUCCUUCCUCUUUCUCGACCUCGCACCAUAUCUUCCCGUGAUCCUGUCUCAAGAAGCGCGGUGUGCAGAGGGCAACCAGAAGUGUCCGAAGAAGUAUACCUGUCUCUCUUCUGGAGGUAUUUUCCAGAAGUCUCCGUUCCCGUCACAUGCAACUCACGUUGUGCGUCCUCUCUUAGUUCUCCUGAACAAAUUCAAGAAAGAGAUUUGUGACACGAGGACUCCAUACCUUUUGCCUUUCAACAACUCGACUCUUUCUCCCUUUUCUGGCCUCUGCCUCAGCGCCGUGGCGAGUGGUAUCUUGUACCGCCCUGCCUCGGUUCGCUUUUGUUGCGGCUCCUCAAAAACUCGAAACAAAGCGACAUUAAAGGCAACCACAAGAACAGAGAACAUCACAGUGAGAAGACAGCAUGGGGCCACUUGGCCGGGUGUCCUCGGGCCAGCUUGCUGGGGUCCGUCGGCACAGAUCCUGCGGGCUGAUACGGUCUACGGGACCCCUCUGCCUUAGCCUCCGACAGUCGCAAAGUGCCUCUGAUUCUGUCUCUUCGCUAACUCCUCUCUCCUUGCAGCAACGAGCUGUCUGUCGACCAGUCAUGAACGCGGACCCCCCUUGUGAUGUCAUUUCCCGCUUCGUGUCUCCAGAUUCCCGGCUGUUUAUUUUCUGUCCGCGAGACAUCUUGCGGGCCAGUCGGGGUCCUUCCGAUGUGCCGGCGAAAUCUCAGGCUCCCACCGGGGUCUCUAUUGGCUCCGCGCUUUCUCGGGAGAGCGUCACAAGCCGGUCCACACAACCAGACAGAGCUCGCUUACGUUUGGUGUCUCUCUCGGCUGCUCCCUCGCUCUGUUCCACCCCGCGGCUUUCCCCCUGUCACACGCGCUGUGGCGCCGUAAGGGACACCGCGAAUGCUUCGUCAUGUGUGUCUGGCCCUUCAAGGAGCGAAUCUGUCUUGUCCCCGCAAGACGCGCUCCACGACAACCUUCUCUGGUUACCAGCAAGAAGAACGAUCAGACGCCACAACGCGGGUGCGACAAGGGCAACUCUCGCUCGGCUUCCGUGGUUCUCUUCCCGGUUCUCUUUGCCAGGUCUCCAUGCCCGUUUCUAUACCUCUUCUCCACAUGGGCGCCUGCUCUCUUCGACAACUCCCUCACAGCUUGCCAGUCCUCCUUCUCCCCCGUCCCCGCCACCUCUGCGUGUUCCUGCUUCUUUCUUCCUCCGGGCUUCUACUUCGGCUCCAGCGAUCUCUGCUUUGCGCGCGUCCCGUUCAUCUCAUUUCUCUGUCCCCGGUCCACCCUCGUCGCCGAUGACUCUGUUUGUACACGCGAGCUUCUCCCGCUCCGCCGGCCCGCUGCUCGGACAAGCACGCGACGCAGCCGUGGAUGCUUUCUUUCCCGGCGGCGGAUGCUCUUGGCUCCAAGUGCGGUGGAAGAAGAAGAGAGGAAAGAAGGAGAAAGUCAUCUUGAAUGCGGAGCAAGUUGCAACGAAGACCAGGCUUCCUCCAAUUCGUCUAGAGGAUCGUAUCACCCCGGAGCCGCCUGCAACUGUUGCGAGGAACAUUCGAUCUCAGAUCUCGAGGGCGGUGGCAGGCUGGAAAACCAAGCGCAUGUUUACGUAUCGAAAUAAAUACCGACUCCGACGUCUCGUAGGGAUGACGCACGACAUUGACAGCGAUGACGAGUUUGCACAGGCGAAUGCACGGACGAGAGAGACAAAUGCUUCUACCUCCAAGGUGUCGUCCAGUGGGUGCAGCACAGAGAAGGCGGAAGGAGUGAACGGUUCGACUAUGGGACGAAGAAAUAGGCCGAGCUUUGCAGGUCGAACGUUUGUCACUCCCCUCACAAAGCUUCAGCACCAGGCUGCCCUCCCUCGAUCUCCAUUGCAUGCCAGGUUCGACUUCCCUCACACUGUUCACUACGACGUUUUCUGGGGCCCACCCCAAGUGGAGGAGGAGCCCAACAAGAGUGGCUGUUGGGUUUCGUUUCGCGUUGCCGACCUCAAACUGUCCGACAGUCAAGAACAACGCCUUCUGGACAUAUUGGGCCCCGAGCGGUACGACGAACAGACUGGAGUCGUUUGCCUGGAAGCAGAUGUCUUUCCACAGCUCAAUCACAACGCUGCCUACCUAGGCGAUAUACUUCAGCAGCUUAUGCGAGAGGUGAAGAAGGCGUGAAAGCGAACGCAUGCGAUACAGAACGGCUCGCUGACACAGCGGCACGUUCCGACUGAUGCCUUCCCGCAUAUUGAUUGGAAAUAAGGGGCCUACAUCCCAGUUUUUCUUUCUGUGACCGCAGCAGCGACAACAUGCUUUUAAGGAAACCUGACUAGUUCAGUUUGAAUGAGACACGGGCGCGUGCAAUCGAGUACGAGCUUGUGUUUUCGGGGGUUACCUCGUCCAGUUGACUGGAACUGAAUCGGUUUUCGGCGGCUGGCAGUAUCAUGCAGGUAGAAGUAUUCUCGAUGCAUACGCGAUGUUUACAGAGACCUAAUGCCAGCGACAUCCGUAUUUAAACAAAGACUGACGCUGGUAGCAAAGGCCCGGAAGUAGAUCUCGCGAGAGUAACGCUGGUAGACGGCAUUUCCUCGCCUGUUUCUGCUAAUGCCUACAUUCCAUUUGGUGAUCCGCU
Toxoplasma gondii ME49 is the source of this 2816-nucleotide messenger RNA. RefSeq lists its product as hypothetical. The transcript is spliced from 7 exons. Bases 608 to 2362 code for a protein of 584 amino acids. NCBI's taxonomy places the organism in Eukaryota, Apicomplexa, Conoidasida, Eucoccidiorida, Sarcocystidae. The record is from RefSeq and is a predicted model, not a curated record.